Salarias fasciatus (jewelled blenny) is the source of this 1073-nucleotide messenger RNA. RefSeq lists its product as uncharacterized. Gene Ontology annotation, molecular function: transmembrane signaling receptor activity. Gene Ontology annotation, cellular component: external side of plasma membrane. Gene Ontology annotation, biological process: immune response; cell surface receptor signaling pathway. NCBI's taxonomy places the organism in Eukaryota, Metazoa, Chordata, Actinopteri, Blenniiformes, Blenniidae. Bases 1 to 1032 code for a protein of 343 amino acids. The record is from RefSeq and is a predicted model, not a curated record. The transcript is spliced from 7 exons.
AUGGAGGUGUCAAAGUUUGGAACAGUUGUAGUGAAGCUGAGAGAAGCUUUCAGACACGCAGAAACUAAAGUCUCCAGCUCACUUCCUCUGAGUCAAACCAGAAAGAAACAGUCGGUUCUCAUCGAGAUCCUCCAGAAGGAGCAGGACGAGCAGCAGGAGAAGGAGGACGCUGACUGGACGAUGGAGGGAAGACGUGUUCUGCAGCUGCUCUGUCUGACCUUCACUCUCAUCUCCACCACUCGACUGUCUCCUCCAGGUCUGACUGUGAGUCCCAGCAGAUCUCAGUUCCUUAAAAGAACCUCAGUGUCACUGAGCUGUGAGGAGGACGGAUGGACAGUGCGGAGAAAGACCAGUGGCGACAAAGAGAGAAGUUCAUGUGGAGACGGGUGGGGAAAACCUGCUGGUUCCUCCUGUAGCAUCAGUGCAAUUUACCCCUGGGACAGUGGAGCUUACUGGUGUGAGUCCAGAGAGGGAGCAGCUGGAAGCAGCAUCAACAUCACUGUAGCUGAUACAGUGGUCCUCCAGAGUCCAGUCCUCCCUGUGAUGGAGGGACAGGACGUCACUCUGGGUUGUAGAACCAGCGCUCCCUCCACCCUCUCAGCUGAGUUCUUUAAAGAUGGCGUCUUCAUUGGGACCGAGUCCACAGGUCACAUGACCCUCCGCCAUGUUUCCCGCUCUGCUGAAGGCCUCUACAGGUGUAGCUUCAGAGGUGUUGGAGAGUCUCCACCCAGCUGGGUCUCUGUCUCAGCUCCGCCUACCAAGGCAGCUCCGCCCACUGAGGGAGCUCCGCCCACUGAGGGACCUCUGCCCACAAGUGGAUCUCUACCCACUAGUGCCAUCCGGCUCCAGCUUGUGCUCAGUGUUUUCCGCCACCUGCUGGUUUUCUGUCCAUACUUCAUCUCCACUCUGCUCAUGGUGUCGAUAUAUCGAGGCAGAGCCAAAGCCACAGGAAGCAAACAAGUCAUCUCAAUGGCAACGCCCUCUGCUGCCCAGGCUGAGCAGGGAUUGGACGAUGGAGUGAUGAUGUCAUAACCAGUAUAACAAGCCAGCGUCUGCUCUGAAGAUGAGGAGCU